Pezoporus flaviventris is the source of this 3077-nucleotide messenger RNA. RefSeq names its product MGAT4 family member C (gene MGAT4C). Bases 1038 to 2471 code for a protein of 477 amino acids. The record is from RefSeq and is a predicted model, not a curated record. Gene Ontology annotation, biological process: protein N-linked glycosylation. NCBI's taxonomy places the organism in Eukaryota, Metazoa, Chordata, Aves, Psittaciformes, Psittacidae. Gene Ontology annotation, molecular function: acetylglucosaminyltransferase activity. The transcript has 9 exons.
UUCAUUGAAAAUGCUCCCUGUCGCUUAAGAAGAACUCACUGAGGCAGCCUGCCAUCUAGCUUUUUCACAGCAAAAUAGGCUUGCAGACUGCAGAUGAGAGGCUCGGGAGCAGAGACAAUUUUAACUUAGCCAUCCCUAAUUUAUCUCAAGCUUUUUCAAUUCAUCUUCACUGCUCUAUGCACACUGGAACACCAGAUUGUCAACCCCUGGGAACAGAAUGCAACCAGGGAUCUAGAGAGCUGUCACCUCCUGAGAAAUAUUUAAAUUGUGCUGAUUUUCUUCUGGUGUGCUGAGCAGAGGGAAUGAAACUCUCCAUCAAGUCAUAGCUGUGCGGGCAAUAGAUCAGAGGAUACUGCCAGUUUUUCUAAUGGAUUAUUGUUAUCGGGCAGGUUCUUCCUGAAGAUUUAUUUCCUGAAUACUUUUCCUGAAGUUGAGUAGUUCCAGUUUGCCAUCUAAAGAAGUACUGUUCAUGACAAAUAUAUAUUCAAAAGAGAAAUAAUCCUGCUGCACCAAGCAAGAAGGCUCCUUUUAGUGAAGCAAAUGUAACCUGGAUUUUGUCAUGUGACCUUGGCACUUACUGUCAAGCCCUUCAGAUAGCUGUUUGAUUUGGCAAGGUUAAAAUAUACAAUAAGUCAACAUCUUCAAAGGAAGGAAGAGGAUUUUCCUACUUCAUUCUGGACAUACCUGACUGUUGGAUACCUAUGGCUCAGAACUCGGUCUGGAGGUACUGACCAUUAGGUUCCUGGCUUGGACAUUCAAAUGGUAAGGCAUUCUGCUAGGAGAGUUUUCAAGUCUUUCUUAUGAGCUGUUGUAAGAAGGCUUUGCACUGAAAUUUUCUGUUCCUGCAUCUGGUGACACAAAUGAAAUGUUGAUUACAAAUGACUAAAUGAUUGCAGAUGACACAAAACCGAGAGGAGUGGAUGGUAUACCACAGGGUUGUGCUGCAAUCCAAAGGGACCUUGACAGGCUGGAAAAAUGGUCUGGCAGGAACUUCAUGAACAUUAAGAAAGGUGACACUACUAUAUACUGUUCUUCACAUGCGACACAGCUUGAAAUAUUGUGAUAAAAUGAGAUGCUUGCGGAAACGAUCAGCAGUGUCAUUCUUAGGAGUCCUUGUCAUUUGCUUGCUCUUCAUGAAUUUGUACAUUGAAGAUGGUUAUGUUUUGGAAGGGGACAAGCAAUUACUCAGAGAAACAGCCACGCACCAGCUCAACCCAGAGCGCUAUGUUCACACUUUUAAAGAUUUGUCUAAUUUCUCAGGAUCUAUAAACAUUUCCUAUCGCUACCUAGCUGGCACACCUUUGCCAAGGAAAAGGUAUCUUACAAUUGGGCUAUCCUCUGUGAAACGGAAGAAAGGAAACUACUUGCUUGAGACCAUCAAGUCCAUAUUUGAGCAAUCAAGUUAUGAGGAACUCAAAGAAAUUGCAGUGGUAGUGCAACUGGCAGAUUUUGACUCAGCCUGGUGUGAAGGGAUGGUCCAGGAUAUUUCACAGAAAUUUGCACACCACAUAAUUGCAGGCAGAUUAAUAGUGAUUCAUGUCCCUGAGGAGUAUUAUCCUGUACUGGAUGGUCUCAAAAGAAAUUACAAUGACCCAGAGGACCGUGUGAAGUUUCGAUCCAAACAAAAUGUAGAUUAUGCCUUUCUUCUUAACUUUUGUGCUAAUCUUUCUGACUAUUAUGUGAUGCUAGAAGAUGAUGUUAGGUGCUCAAAGAAUUUUUUUACUACUGUUAAGAAAGUAAUUACCUCACGAGAAGGGUCUUACUGGGUGACUUUGGAAUUCUCCAAACUGGGUUACAUUGGAAAGCUUUACCAUUCCCAUGACCUCCCACGCCUGGCCCAUUUUUUAUUGAUGUUCUACCAAGAAAUGCCUUGUGAUUGGCUGCUUAUCCACUUCCGUGGGCUGUUGGCUCAAAAGGAAGUGAUACGUUUUAAGCCAUCUCUGUUCCAGCACAUGGGAUACUACUCAUCUUACAAAGGAGCUGAAAACAAAUUAAAGGAUGAUGAUUUUGAAGAGGAAUCAUUUGAUAUCCCUGACAAUCCACCUGCAAACUUACACACCAACAUGAAUGUAUUUGAAAACUAUGAGGCAAGCAAGGCUUACAGCAGCAUUGAUGAGUACUUCUGGGGCAAAGCUCCUUCUACUGGAGACUUCUACAGGAUUGUAUUUGAAAAGCCCAUUAAAAUCAGUAAAAUUAAAGUUGUCACUGGAACUGAGGACCGGCAAAAUGACAUUUUGCAUCAUGGAGCCCUGGAAGUAGGAGAAAAGAUUGUAGGAAAUAAAAAUGGGAGACAAUGCACCACUUACUUGAGAUUAGGGGAAUUCAAAAAUGGGAAUAUUGAAAUAACAGAUGUAGAGCACAAAGUUCUGUUUGAUAUUAACUGCAUGAGAAUACUUGUUACCAAAAGUCAAAAAGAAUGGCUGAUCAUUAGGAGCAUUAGCGUCUGGACUUCUCAAACACCAAAUCAAUAAAGUAAAGCCACCUGAGAAGGUUCAGAAUGCAUAGUCAUCUGGGUCCCCACUGGUGCCAUUCCCUAGAAAAACUGACAUUUCCAGCUCUUCACUAAAGACACAAAAAAUCUGGGGAAAUCACAAAACAAGCAAAGCAAUUUAUUUUUUACUAGCUUGGCCAGGCAAUAUACAAACAUUUGCUGAAAUUUUUGAAUUUUAUAGGAAAAGCAAAGUUCUCAAACCUCACUUGAGAUCUUGAAACCCUUUUUUAUUAACAUUUCUCUGUGAGAGAGAUCAUCUGGACUAAACAGGACUAAACAAAGCAUCCUAUAAUUACCAAAAGUUUUAAAGAUAUGACCAGUUCGUUGUGAAAAGAAAUAAGAUUGCACUUUAUGCACAUAUAAAUUUAAAAUGUUGUGGUAGUAUGCACUUGUACAAUAGCUGGUGAUGUGUUUCUUUUAAAGGCAGUUGUGACAAGGAAAUCUGACCUGAAACUGGCAGUUUCAUUCUGAGCACUGUAAGAAAAUAGCGUGGCUAAUCAUUGCUACUCCUUUUCAAAAGGGAAUGUAUGUAAAAUUAUAAAUCUGACAUGACAACUAUGUAUAAAAUACAUAAUUGCAUCUGUUA